CAAAAACUUGGAUAAGAAUGUUAACUAGAUAGAUAGACUUAGCCAAAAUUUAAAACUAAAUUGAGAACUAGUUAGUUUGGAUAUUACAGUUUAAUUAGGCUUCUUACUAUUUUAAAGUUUGUUAAUUAACAAAAUCAGAUAGUUCAAAGAGUAAAAAGUCCAUGAACUUGAAAAACAGAUUUAAAAUAUAUCCUCAUAAUUCAAAAUCUGGAAGUUUCGGGUUUUCUUAAUUACAAAUCAAUAAUAUAGGGAUGAAACUGAACGUUCCAGAAAAAUAUGGGGAAAGAGUACUAACGAUUUAAUUCACCCAUGAUGGAUGGACAUGUGUCAAGCAUUAAUGUAAAUAUGAAAAUCGGACGGUGGACGUUAGUAGCGGCAAAUCAACGGUCAUAACAGGGAAGGACGAAUUUAGACAAAGAAAAAAAGAGAGACAGAGGGUAAAGUAAUACCAAGCAAUUAGAUAACAACACGUGUCAAUUUAACGUGGAAGUGUGUCCUAGCGUAGGUCCCAAAAACGUGUACUGAUUGGCGUAAAAGACGUGAUGUCGGUGGUGUGGGUCCACCUGACUUAUUAACUGAUGCCACGUUGGAAGAAAUUUGUUGCAUAGAAAUGAUGAAUUUUGGGGAAAUUAAUAACGUUUAUUCAGUUUUCCAUAUAAGCGUUACAAACAAAAUAUAAUUACGUGCAAAAGUGAGUGUUACAAAAAAAUAAAUACGUGCAAGUUUUUUUGGUAAAGGAUUCGUAGUUCUUAUCACGCGAGGAAUCAACCAACACACGGAAGUUGGUUUCCAACGUGAACAAGGUUUUCGUAAGCUCUUCUAUGAACAAGGUUGUGUGUUUUCCAACUUAUACGAUUUGUUAAAAAAAAACUAUACGAUUUUCUAAGAUAAGCUUAAAAAUCUAUGAUGAGCAUAAGAGGAAACAAAUGAGCAUACGAUUACUUGGACUUCUUAAGAUAAUAAGAUAUGUUAAUGAGUGGGAAUGUCAUUUUUCACCUAAAAUUGAUAAACAAAACUAUAACAUCAGAAAGGAGUAAAGGACAGAUGGUAAUCAGUGAUGCAUCUUCUCUUUAAAUUGGCCUAAAAAAAUAUAAAUGAACCGUGUUCCAUUAUAAAGGAUGAACACGACGGGCCACAUCAUUAUACCCGCUCCUCUAAACUUUGAAUCAAAGACGUUUCGCGAACCACCGUGACAUACCAACACACAUAUCAGACAAACCCAUCUCUUUCAAUUCUUGAUUGGUCGUCGUCUCUUAUUGUCCUUAUCCUUUGAAUAAUGUUUUCGGUGAUAGCAAAAACGAUAUCUUGUAGCCGACAUUCUCGUGAUAAUACAUACUUAUCUGGUUAAAUAUAUACUCAUCAAACUUUUAAAACUAUAUAUACGUAUAAAGAUAAACUGGUCUAGAUUUGAAAAUAGUAUAGUUUCAAAAGUGAUAAACUUAGAACAAAGUGCUUAAUUGCAUCAUUUGUUUAUGCUAAUCUUGUGUCUAUUUUUUUUCUUUUCACCGCCCGUCUGGGCAUUGAUAUCUGCCUUAUUUGCUGUCAAAUCAAGGAAUAUUCAACGAUGUUUACCACUCAAUUUAUCUGGUGGACAUGAGAAUCCGAUCAACGCGUUGUUAAUUCUUCUAAUGAAAUAGAAAAGCUUUCAUAUUAUAUUCAUGAAUUGGUGGAUAACCAGCUCACUGCUAUAGGCCGAAAAGUAGAACCUUAGCGAUUACAAUUCAAUAGGCCCGACAUAACAUGGGCCUGUGAGUUAGAGUCGGAUCACGUAGUCAACAUUCGAUACUAGUGCAUUACAUGAGCUAGGCCUUUUGUGCUUGUAGUAGUCUGUGAUUUAUAGAUUCUUUGUAGCUUGACAAUGAAGAUGUUAUUAUGCACAAUCUUACUGUUGUACUUGAUGCUAUUCGUUUCAUUUGCUUUGUUUUGAUACAUGGUCGAUGUCGCUGUCUUUUUAUAUUCUUACACAACUUAACCCAACUCUCCCCUGGCAUGAACGCUGCUUUACCCAUAAGGACUGAUGGAGAUAUUGAUAGUUGAGCUCAGAAUUUUUCUGGUACUCAUCUUCACUGUGCUUUGAAGAUAGAGCUGACCUGAGAUUAGGUUACUAGCAUAUCAAUGGGUGUAAUUUUAUGGCUUGGUUUUAGACAAAUCAGGCUCUAACUGAGGAGAUGCGUUUUUUUUUCUCUUUUUUUAAUCAGCAUUUUUUUAUUAUAAAAAUAUCUUGUUUUCCAUCUAUCAUUGUAACAUAUUUUAUCAUUGUGUAGUUAUUUUGAUUUGUUUCUUGUUGAAGUUCAAAAAAGAAUCGUUUGCGGGAUUUCAUGUGACUAGAAAAGAGAAAACAAAGAACACUCAUGAAAGUUAAAGAGAGAACUACAUAGAAAAUGAAAGUACCAAGCAACUUGCUCUAAAAAGAUCACAUGCUUCCAUCACCACCACUAACAUAUUUCCUUUGCCCUCUUCAAACCGCUAGGGUAUUCUUGUUUCUAAAUAUUUAUUAAGAAAGUGUGGUUAAACAUCUUGUAUUAUACAUUGUGUUACGGUCUGUUAAUACGCUAGCUUUGCUUGAUAUGGUUCACUCAAAUUACUAAACAAUAAGUGGAUAUAUUGCUUGGUCAGAGUCCAUACAUUGUAAAAGAAAGAAAGUUAACCAAGUUAAUAACCAAGAAAAUUGAAAUUGCAUCAAAUUUUAGCAAAAAAAAAAAAAAUUGAAAUUAUGUAAAAUAUCUAGAUAUAUGUGGAAGGGCCGUAUGUAAUAAUUCCACAAGUGACCGUGAUCUAAAAAGUGGAAAAACUUGUAAAGAAUUGAAUAAACACGAACACCCUUCUCCCUCCACACGUACCCAUGGUUAUAUAUAUAUAUAUAGGCACUUACGGUUGCAUUUAAAAGGCAUCACAACCAAAUUAUCAGAGCACAAGUAAAACACACACUAAAGCUUAUAAUGAAGAUGUUAUAUUCUAAGGGGAUGAGACUCUCUGAGUUGAUGGAGAAGUGGAGAAAGAGGAAGAAAGGGUAUUUCACUGUUUACACCAAAGAAGGGAAGAGAUUCGUUUUGCCCUUGGAUUAUCUCAACCAUCCGAUUUUACAAGUGUUAUUGGAGAUGGCUGAGGAUGAGUUUGGAACUACCAUUGAUGGUCCUUUAAAGAUUCCUUGCGAUGGGAGUUUAAUGGAUCACGUCAUCAUGCUUGUGAGGAGAAGUAUGUCCGAUAACUAUGAUGAUGAUGGGGAGAAGAAGUCAGAGGAUUGUUCCACGAGCACCUGCAAGGGAGCUUCAAUCUCUUCUCUAAUACCUCUAUUUCGUGGACAGAGCCAGAUUCGGUCCUUAGUUUCCUAAUACUCGUUUGUGGUUACGGACUCGAAGGUGUUUGUUUAUAUGUAAUUUUUUGGUAAUUGGAAUGUCGCGAGUGUAAUCAACUUAAAUUUUGAAAUGAUUUGUAUUAAAAUGGUAAAUCUCCAGUUAUUCAAAUAUGGAUUAAUGUUUUUCAACUUAUGGUUUUAAGUGUUUUUAAAAUCCACCAUUGUUAAAAAAUCAAAAUCUAAUAAUAGUUUUAGAUGGAAUUCUAGCAUGCAGUCAUAAUACUUUUUUUUAAUUCAUCCAAAAUCAUAAAAAAAAAUUAAAUCUAUUCAAAGAAAAUCUCAAAUACAUAAUUUUAUUCACCUCGUAGGGUAGGUAAUAAUCUUACAAAGGUUUUGUUAAUACUUUAGUAGUUUGACUAAUAAGCACCAUGAGUUGUGGGAGAUGAUAACUUUUUAAUCAAAACUUCUUAAUUACUACUAGACCUUUUAAUGGGCCUAGUCCUUUAAAUGGUCCAACUCUAUUAAUUGGGCCUUAUACUUUAAGCUGAGGCCUUGUCUAAAGAUGUAUCGAAAAGUCGCAGACUCGCGAGUCACCUGCUUGGAUUGAAUCUCAGGUAGGAUUGUGAAAUCGUAGAGGUUUGGAGGAAAUGGGCGGAGGAGGAGGUAUAACAUACAAGGGAGUCACCGUGCACACUCCUAAGACGUGGCACACCGUCGCCGGAAAGGGCUUGUGCGGCGUUAUGUGGUUCUGGAUUUUGUACAGAGCAAAGCAAGAUGGUCCUGUAGUCAUGGGAUGGAGGCACCCGUGGGAUGGACAUGGUGAUCACGGUCAUGGUGGGGAUCAUCACUAGGUCUCAUCGAACCUUUGAAGAUCAUGGCGAAAAAAUGUAUGUCUCCUUUUCUUUUCAGCUUCUUAUGUCGAAAUAAUUACAACUUGUGAAAGAAGACGUCAAUUGUUUUUGUUCACAACUUUGUAAGAUUUGCUGCUUCUGUUUUAAGUUGCUACUUGGAUUGCACUUCCUUGAUGUUUUAUUCCGUCUACAAAUGAAUUAUAACAAUU
Messenger RNA from Brassica rapa (field mustard), 4355 nucleotides. RefSeq names its product indole-3-acetic acid-induced protein ARG7. The record is from RefSeq and is a predicted model, not a curated record. Gene Ontology annotation, biological process: response to auxin. Lineage: Eukaryota; Viridiplantae; Streptophyta; Magnoliopsida; Brassicales; Brassicaceae.